Oxyura jamaicensis (ruddy duck) is the source of this 2707-nucleotide messenger RNA. RefSeq names its product metabolism of cobalamin associated B (gene MMAB). Lineage: Eukaryota; Metazoa; Chordata; Aves; Anseriformes; Anatidae. The transcript has 9 exons. The record is from RefSeq and is a predicted model, not a curated record. Bases 1 to 825 code for a protein of 274 amino acids. Gene Ontology annotation, molecular function: corrinoid adenosyltransferase activity.
AUGCUGCGGCGGGCGGCCGCGGUGGCGGCUCGGGGGCUGCGGAGGCCGCUGGGGGCUGCGGGGAGGCGGCAGCGCGGCGGGGCCGGCAGGUGGAGAUGGGUCGGGACCGGGGCCGGGGACCGUGGCCAGGGAUCGGGACCAGGGCCGGGGAACCGGGGCCGGGGAACCGGGGCCGGGGAACCGGGGCCGGGCCCGGGAGGUGCCCACCGCCCCCUAACGGCCCCCGCCUCCCGCAGCCCCGCCGGCGAUGCCCGCGCCCCGAGGAUCUACACGCGAACGGGGGACGGAGGCUUCUCCAGCACCUUCACCGGGGAGAGGAGGCCCAAGGGCGACCGCGUCUUCGAGGCGCUGGGCACCACGGACGAGCUGAGCUCUGCCAUCGGGCUGGCCAGCGAGUUUGGCGUCGAGAAGGGGCACGCGUUCGUGGAGCAGCUUCACAAGGUCCAGUGUAUGCUGCAGGAUGUGGGCUCCAACAUCGCGACGCCUCUCUCCUCAGCCAGGGAAGCUCACCUAAAACGAACCGCUUUCAGCGAGAAGCCUGUCCUGGAGCUGGAGCAGUGGAUUGACAGCUACUCAGAACAGCUUCCUCCGCUCAGAGCUUUCAUCUUGCCUUCGGGAGGUAAAAGCAGCGCCGCUCUCCAUUUUUCCCGAGCCGUCUGCCGCAGAGCUGAGAGGUGCGUGGUUCCUUUAGUACAAGCAGGGGAAGCAGAUCCAAACGUGGCCAAAUAUUUGAACAGACUGAGCGACUACCUCUUCGUUUUGGCACGCUACGCUGCAAUGAAGGAAGGGAAGGAAGAGAAAAUAUACAUAAAGUCUGAGCAGUGACUGGGAGCUGGGAUGUUUGCUUUCUAGAUCAUGGAAAGUGGCAGGUUCUGUGGAAAGACUUUGACGGGGCUCUGAGGAAUGAAGAAGGGAAAACAAUCAGCUUCUCUUUGUAAGUCGCAAUGCUCGUACAGAACAGCUACUGUGCAGAGAUUCAGGAACUCCGUCCACGGGCUUUGAAAUAAUAAAUGUGAUUUACUCGUACCAAAGGGCCCCUAACUGUCAUGCUUUAAUACUGAGCCCAGCUUGCUUUUCUUUUUUAAGUUGCUUUCAAUCCAUCAGCCCUGGCUGGAGCUGAGCUGUGUAGAUUUACAGGAACGCACUUCGAAUUCUUUGGCUCUGGCUGCCUCUCCUUAUGCAUGUGAAAAAUGUCUCCGUGCUGACAAUGCCAUGCAUCCUCUGCCAGGAACGGGCUUGUGCUGGAUGGGGAUUCAAGGAGGAAGGGCCAGAUCCUCCAGGUCAGGUGCAGGUACGACCUGUUCAGUUAGCUGGGCUUAACUCCGUGCAGAGCUGCCCUGCCAGCACGGAGUCCCCUUGAGCACGCCUUGGGCACAGAGACCCCUUUGGCUGCCGGUGUUUUGAGUCCAGUUCUCAAAAUCCUAUCAGCUGCAGGGCACUUGGGUCCAGUUUGCAGAUAAAGGGCUUGUGACAAGUAGCAGAGGCCUGGAGCCUUUUCAGCUGGCACAGCUAGAGGUGGAAGAGGGAGGCCAGUACCCACAGAGGUUCGUACCCCACACGUUAAUGUCCCUGGGAGUUUCACUGCUGGGGAGCUCUCAGCAGAGCGAUGUCCUAAAGGACGUCCCAAAGCUUGGGGGAUCUGGCUGCAAACACCACGAUAGAAUGCAGUGCUUCCAGCAGAGAAGACAUCCUGUCUCAGAGCCCACCUAGGGCAGCUGAGCACUUCAUCUUCCAGAACAGCUGCACGUUUUGCUGUUGUUUUUUUUUUUUUUACUGUUUCUUAUCAUUUUCAGUAAAUUUAAGCACAUCAGUGUACAUGGUAUAAGCUUAGCAGCCCAGUCUUCUAGCAGCAAGCCAAAGGCACCUCCAAGAAAACUGACAGAGCGAGCUAACUAAAAUCCAGAGAUCUUACACACGCUCUGUUGGAAGCUUUUUCAGCUUCCUGAUGGAUUGGACUGCCAAAAAUCCUGGUACGUAAACAAGUGCGUUCGAGCCAGCUGAAAGACUUAACGCCUUGCUACCCACGUCGUAGGAAGAGCAGCCAGACGACUACAGUCCACGCAGUUAAAAGUCCAAGUCCCUCGCAGCUCAGCAAUACAACCCGUCUCACACACGUUCUUCCACGUGGCUUUAAGUUGUCCCCUCGUUGUGUGGGGGAGCAUCGCAGAAAACAGUGCUACAAGGUGAUGGCACAGGCUAAGAGCACUCGUUCCGCCCUAAGAACACGACUUGGUGGUGGGAGCUCUUAACUCACGCAGCUCCCUCUGUUCAAUUAUUUAAGCAGACACAACUUCAAAGUUGCUCCCCAAAAGUCCCCUGGCUUUUGUGUUAACUUUUUAAUCAGAGUGGGGUCAGAGUGAAGAAUGCCCAGCGCUAAUAGAUGCUGCUGGCUCAUUAUUCACCCUUUUUUUAACGCAUAUUUCAUGGCUAUUGUUAAUGCACAUUUUUCACAGAGUAAUUUUCCAAGCCUUAGCCUGUAACACAUCCCAGUGACAAAUGCUCUUGAUUUGGACUGUACCGUCAGCUGCAAUGUCACAUCAGACAUUUUCUCAAUGCCUGCUCCAGACAGGCCAUCCAGUUUUAUGAUAGCUCUGUCUCAGUGAUCACUAUUGAACCUUAAGAAUCCAGAGGCUUUUCAAGUUUAAUUGAAUAAAAUUCUUAGCAAUAUAAAUUCUUCAUGAAUGCUACAUAAAUCAGCUCCAGGAUG